Molecule: messenger RNA, 1081 nt
Organism: Carcharodon carcharias (great white shark)
Lineage: Eukaryota; Metazoa; Chordata; Chondrichthyes; Lamniformes; Lamnidae
Gene: hikeshi
Product: heat shock protein nuclear import factor hikeshi
Exons: 6
Coding region: 241-810 (189 amino acids)
Biological process (GO): protein import into nucleus
Cellular component (GO): cytosol; nucleus
Molecular function (GO): Hsp70 protein binding; nuclear import signal receptor activity
Source: RefSeq, a predicted model, not a curated record
GCGCAUUGAGGGUUCCAGAAGUUUCUGGCCGGCUCGGUGAGGGGCGGCGGCGGAGAGACAGUGACAUGUCAAACAUUGGCGAGAGCUGGAUUCUGAUCAGAGACGGGAGGUGUAUUUAGUGAGACAAUGUUCGGAUGCCUGGUUGCGGGUCGAUUGAGACAACAUUGAUGCAUCCCAGUGGUUUCAGAGGGCAUAUGGUGAUUGAGUUUUGCUGUAAUCAUUUUGAAGUUCCUUAGGAUUAUGCAGGUGCAGACAGAUGCACAACAAGUUGCAGAGGGGAAAUUUGUAUUUAACCUUCCUGAUUAUGAGAAUGUCAAUCACGUGGUGGUCUUUAUGCUGGGGACAACACCAUUCCCUGUAGGAACAGGAGGAUCUGUGUAUUUCUCAUAUCCUGACAAGAGUGGAAUGCCAGUUUGGCAGUUGCUGGGAUUCAUAACUAAUGAAAAACCUAGUGCAAUCUUCAAAAUAUCACGGUUAAAGACAGAGGAAGUUGGCCAGAAUCCUUUUGGAAUGAUGAAUAUUGCCCAAACUCAAUCUGUUGCCCAAAUAGGGAUCUCUGUGGAACCUGUGGAGCUCUUGACACAGCAAACUCCAGUAGCAAGUGCAGCUGUAUCAACAAUUGAUUCAUUUACACUGUUUACACAGAAGAUGCUAGACAAUUUCUAUAAUUUUUCAACAUCAUUUGCACUGACCCAGGCUCAGAUGAUCCCAAAUCCCUCUGAGAUGUUUAUCCCAGCAAGUAUUGUAUUGAAAUGGUAUGAGAAUUUUCACAGAAGAUUGUCGCAAAAUCCAAAUUUUUGGAAAUCAUAAACUAUAUUCUACAGAAGAUAAUUGUUACAAGCAACAGUGUUCAAUCUGUAUAAACUGAUCUUUGCAAAUCCUUUUCUUUUCUGCAAUAUGGUUUGAAUACAUGAUGCUUUUCAUAGUAAUCAAGCUGGUUUGAAAAUUAUUUUGGAAUAUCUUGCUUCUGACACCCAUCACACUUGUUACAAUGGAUAGUAACAAUCUUUUUAAUCAUGUCUGAAUUGCCAGUUUUAUUUUCACUCUUAAAAUGGAUGAUAAAUUGGAAUUGAGCACCUAA